AUGGCGCUGAAGACGCCGACGCCGGGCGCCGGCCAGCGCGAGACCUGGGGCAAGAAGGUGGACUUCUUGCUGUCGGUCAUCGGGUUCGCCGUCGAUCUUGCCAACGUCUGGCGCUUCCCGUACCUCUGCUACAAGAAUGGCGGAGGUGCAUUUCUGGUGCCGUACUGCAUCAUGUUGGUGGUGGGCGGAAUCCCGCUGUUCUACAUGGAGCUGGCCCUGGGCCAGUUCCACAGGAAGGGCGCCAUCACCUGCUGGGGCAGGCUGGUACCCCUCUUUAAAGGCAUCGGGUAUGCUGUGGUUCUGAUCGCUUUCUACGUGGACUUCUACUACAACGUGAUCAUCGCGUGGGCUCUGCGCUUCUUCUUCGCCUCCUUCACCACCAUGCUGCCGUGGACAAACUGCAACAAUGAAUGGAACACCCCUGCUUGUCGUCCGUUCGAAGUGAUAUCGGAGGCCGCACUGAACAAGACUCUCUCUCAACGAAACAGCUCGUAUGCGCCGCUUCCUCCCGCCGAAACUACCCCCUUCACUUCCGCAGCUUCUGAAUACUUCAAUCGGGCAAUCUUGGAGCUGCAAGGGAGCGAGGGUCUCCAUGACCUGGGAGCCAUCAAGUGGGACAUGGCGCUGUGCCUGCUGGCGGUCUACAUCAUCUGCUACUUCUCGCUGUGGAAAGGGAUCAGUACUUCGGGAAAGGUGGUGUGGUUCACAGCUUUGUUUCCUUACGCGGUGCUCCUGAUUCUUUUGGUUCGUGGCAUCACACUCCCGGGCUCUGCAAAUGGCAUCAAAUAUUACCUCAGCCCCAAUUUUGAGGCUAUCACUCAACCUCAAGUGUGGGUGGACGCAGCGACUCAAGUGUUCUUCUCUCUUGGACCGGGGUUCGGAGUGCUUUUGGCUUACGCUUCUUACAACAAAUAUCACAACAAUGUUUACAAAGAUGCAAUCCUCACCAGCGUUAUAAACUCAGCUACGUCAUUCAUCGCGGGCUUCGUCAUCUUCAGCGUGUUGGGCUACAUGGCUCAGGCUUCAGGUCGGGACGUCCAAGAUGUGGCCACUGAAGGCCCUGGACUGGUAUUUGUGGUGUACCCAGCUGCCAUCGCUACAAUGCCUGGCUCUACCUUCUGGGCACUCAUAUUCUUUAUGAUGCUAUUAACUCUUGGCCUGGAUAGUUCCUUUGGCGGUUCAGAAGCUAUAAUAACGGCCCUCAGCGACGAGUUCCCCCUAAUCGGUCAGCACCGCGAGAUCUUCGUGGCCUGCCUCUUCACGUUGUACUUCAUCGUGGGCCUGGCCUCCUGCACCAAGGGCGGCUUCUACUUCUUCCAGCUGUUGGACCGGUACGCCGCGGGGUACUCCAUACUGAUAGCAGUUUUCUUCGAGGCUAUCGCUGUUUCUUGGAUUUAUGGCACAGAAAGGUUUUGCGAAGACAUCCGCGACAUGAUCGGCUUCCGUCCCGGCGUGUACUGGCGAGUCUGCUGGCGUUUCGCCGCUCCGUCGUUCCUGCUCUUCAUCACGGCAUACGGCCUCAUGGACUACGAACCUCUGCAGUACGAGACAUACGUUUACCCGGGCUGGGCGAACGCUCUGGGCUGGACCAUAGCGGGUUCCAGCGUGAUGUGUAUUCCAACAGUGGCGAUUUAUAAGAUCUUGAGCACUAAGGGCAGCUUUGGGGAGCGUCUCCGGAUCCUGACAACUCCAUAUGCGGACACAGAAAGCAGUGCAGCAGUUCACAACGGACUUGUAGUUUCAGAGAGUGGUGGCGUACGUCUGGCCUCGGCUGCUCAUACCCCCACCUCCCCUCAGCCGGCCACCACUCCUCCCCCCACCACCCCCACAGCUCCCCCUCCCUUGGCUUCCUCUCCAGCGCUCGUCUGA
Molecule: messenger RNA, 1869 nt
Organism: Amyelois transitella
Lineage: Eukaryota; Metazoa; Arthropoda; Insecta; Lepidoptera; Pyralidae
Gene: DAT
Product: sodium-dependent dopamine transporter
Exons: 11
Coding region: 1-1869 (622 amino acids)
Biological process (GO): sodium ion transmembrane transport; dopamine uptake involved in synaptic transmission
Cellular component (GO): presynaptic membrane; neuronal cell body membrane; neuron projection
Molecular function (GO): dopamine:sodium symporter activity
Source: RefSeq, a predicted model, not a curated record